UUCAUUAGUAAAAAUAAGGGUGGUCUAUUUUGCAGAAUACAAUUUAGCAAGAUUCAAUAUUUAAAGCAGUAUAUACCAUAAUGAAAAUUUAUCUAAUUGUUGUUGGCAUUUUGCUUUUGGCCUGUUUAACAAAACAAGAUGGGUUAUGUAUCCGAAAAUUGAAGAACGGUCGUUUGAUAUCUGAGGGAUCUUGCGAAACUUCUGAUACCGAAGAAUUCAUAAUGCAACUGAAACAAAACGUGAAAUUCAGGACUUGGUUCAAAGCGAGUAAUAACUUGCAUUAUAAAUUGUUUCUCGAUAAUGUCAACUAUGCAACUGCUAAAGAAAACUGUCAAAAAUACUCGGCUAAUCUGGCAUCAGUUGGUAUUCGGGCUGCAGCAAUUCGAAGUGAAUUGAAGCAUUCUCUUGUGGCCGGCAACACUCCAAUCUGGAUUGGUUUGGACGAUAUAAAGAACGAAGGAGAUUUUAUUUGGGCUGAUGGUGUGCCGUCCACUAUAGAAAAUACACCCUGGUUCGAAGGUGAGCCCAACAACUCCGGAGAUGAGGAUUGUGCGCAUCUGGUUGAAGGUAGUGAUAGCUCGUGGCAACUUAACGAUGAAUCCUGCAAUGUCCUAAUUGGGUACAUGUGUGAAAUAAAAUUGUGA
This is a messenger RNA of Styela clava, 644 nucleotides long. NCBI's taxonomy places the organism in Eukaryota, Metazoa, Chordata, Ascidiacea, Stolidobranchia, Styelidae. The record is from RefSeq and is a predicted model, not a curated record.